GGUAAACUAAGUCGAGUCAAACUAAAACUUUUACCGUCAACAGCCUCAAAUUUGACUUUGCAAGGUAUGAGGAAAUAAUUUUUUCUCUUCCACGUAGAGUGUUACAAAGUAGCUGUUCAUCGUUUAGUGAUACUUUAUCUUAAACGGAAUCAGUUGUCUUUGAACCAAUGUUUACUUCAGUAGUGACAAACAUGUUUGCAACACUCGUCUUUCAAAGGCACCUGGAAGCGCAUAUAGGCGUAUUUUUCAUUACUUCCAUGCCAAAACAUUGGGGUAUAAAGGGUUAGAAACAGCGCAUUGGAAUGUUAUCAACAGUAUUUCCUCCUUCUCAGCGAAGCUCAAUGUCUCGAAACUAGGUGUCGUAAUCGCCAUCUUGGAAAUCAAAGUAAACUCAAUUUUUCAGGCCCUGUUUCAGCUGUGAUUAUAUUCUCAAAUCUUGAGAAUAUGUACACAUAUUAUUUUCCCGUUUGUUGAUUUUCAAAUUUUAGGCCCCUUACCACCCGAGUAUUGGGUGAGACUUCUGUUUAGAGUGAAUUAGAUCAAAAUAAUGGGGUAAUUUAAUGUCAUCAACUAUGUUGAUUUAACUGAUGGGGAGCAACUAUACAAUACAGAGCCACUUUUGAAGGAACAUCUACAUGUAUCUAACGGCUUGUUUGGCUCAUUUGGCUUGGCAGUGGAUGAGAAACUAGGAAUAAUCUAUAUGCCCAUCAAAUCUUAGUUGGAUAUGUUUAGUGGCUCGUUUGGCUCAGCAGUAAAUGAAAGAAUGAGGAAUAAUUAUAUGCAGAUUAAGUCUUAGGUCUAUAUAUUUAGUGACUUGUUUGGUUCAUUUGGCUCAGCAGUGGUCUUUUCUGUUAACCCCUCAACUCCCAAAAUCUUAUGAGUAAUUCUCCUUACUGUCUGCCAUACAAUUCAUGUGAUGUUAGUUUGGAUAAUUUGGAAUUGGAUCAACCAAUAAUCCCCUAAUUGAUAUUUUUCUUUAUUCUCAUUACUUGUCUGCUUGAUAUCGUACUGAUAAUGUAAGGAGAAAUUCUGUCUUGGUCUCUAGGGUCAACAAAGGAGCAAAUGAGCUACACGAGCAGGCUCGUUUGGUAGAUGGUUAAAAGAAGCUCUGCAUUUUAUAGUUUAGCCAGUAGUGAAAAUAAUAAAUUCAAAGCUUCAAUGUGCCAAAUUUUCUACACCAUGCUUAUUGUUCAUUGUGCUGAAAACAUUUUUCCAAGUCCUUACAUAUGAAUGUGUUCCCAAAUGAAGGAGUAGUUUUGAAAAAAGGGGGCAAAUUUAUUAAGAAACUGUGGUGCUGCAUUAGUGAAAGAGUAUAACAGGGUAAUCUAGUAUUAUCAACUGAGUUGAUAACAUGAAUUGGCCAGUGUAAAGAGUUUCCAAGCCUUUUGAAACUCAGUAGUUUUAAAAUCUAAGUGUGUCAAAUAGCUUUCUUGCACUUCCUCAUUCAGCCAUGACAUAAGAAAAAGGAAUAGCAUAGUCCUUUCUUGAUAUUGCUUGAUAUUGCUUGAUAUUGUAUUGAUAUUGUAUGGAAAAAUUUGGUCUUGGUCACUCACAAGAGUUAACCCUUUACAGGCUAACAUCAGAAUUCAUAUUCUCCAUACGGUUCUCUGUACAUUUACUAAGGUGCUGACAAGGAGAAUUUUUCCAACAAUCAAGAGUUUCUUUAGUUGGGGAUCAUUUCCUUAAUUCCCACAUGAUGUUAAUGUGUGAUUCAGUGGUGAUAUUGUAAGGAGAAAAUAGAUGUUAGUCACUCUUAGGGGUUAAAAGGUGAUAGAAUUAAUGGGUAGACAAGCUUAUGAUUUCCAAGUGGCCUAAUAUUCCUAAUUGGCUCAUGGCAUGGAAAACUGGAUAAGUUCUAGCUGGAUUGGCCAAUUGGCAUUGAAUUGUCUAACCGCAUAACUAUUGAUGUGCUCAUCAUCAGGUAUGGACCUGUUUAACAAUGGAGAUCACCUGCCAAAGUUUUCUGAGCCUUGGAAUUUUAGUGACGCUGUAUUGGUGGUAGAGGACAAGCAGUUUCAUGUGCACAGAUCCAUUCUGGCUAUCAGCUCACCUGUGUUCAACACAAUGUUCCAGUCGGGCUUUAAAGAAGCCACAUCAACUGAAAUUCCCCUCCCGGGGAAGAAGGCAGAAAAAAUUUAUGAAUUACUGUGUAUGAUAUAUCCAUUCCCUCUGCAGAUUUCUGGUAAGCCCUUCUUAGUUUUCUCUUAUUUUCAGAAUAUUUUGUAGAUGUAUGACAAAGCUUGACAAAGCUUGAAGCAUUUCUUUAUAUGUAAAAAGGGCAGUAGAGAACUGAAGCAAUGAAAUUUAUUUGCACAGAUUUCAUUUUGAAUGUGUUCUUUUUUGAAAAGCAUCAAUUAGUAUAACUCUAUACCCAUCUUAAAUUGCAUUAUUACAUGGCAAAGUAGUCAUUAGGUAAAUCUGAGCACUCUGAUUGGUCCUUAGUCUGUCAACAUUUUGCUGUGCAGACCAUUUCCAUGGAAAUGGUCAUAAGCCAUGUAUUUCUGUCGGCUUAAUCUGGCAAAUUCAAAAUAAACAAGUUUGGUUCAUGUGCUAUAUAAUAAACUUACUAACCUCACAUGCUCAAGCUGCUCUCUCUACUCUCCAUGCCUUGUUGUCACCUGUCUACUUAAUGCAUUCUUCCUUUCCCUUUUUCCCUUCUGCUUUCCAUUUAGAAAAUCCUUACAGACACAAGGAUAAGGUGACAAAUGUUUCAGAUAACACAUCACUAAGAUUUACGUAGGAAUGCAAUAAACUAUCAAGAUGGAAUGUAAAUUGAAUUGCUUUUGAUAAUGGGGUGGAUUAUUCUCAUGCAUGGGCUGCACACUGAAGGUUGUUGUCCUGGGAAGUUUAAACCACUGGAUGCUUCUUUAACUUUCUGAAUCAAUCAGGAGGCAUGCAAUUAGUAAGGUACUUUUAGGGGCUUUAGGAGGGAGGGAGGGGUGCUUAAAUUGAAAUUUUUUGUAUUUCAAGCAAAUGUGAAUGAUUCACUCAUGUUUAUAAUUAUUUAAACCAAGUUCAUUAGACCCUUGUAAUGAUUACUUUUGUAAUAACCUCUAUGUGAAAAACACUUUUUUGGGUAAAGGUGAAAAAUCCAUGUUCACUCUUGUUUCAAACCCUCUACAACAGCCACUUUCCCAAAGGUAACAGUCCUGAAAGUGUAUCAAGACUGCCAAAAUAAGCUACAGCUUGUAGCUGCUUACAGUCUGUGAAUCACAGUCUGACAAAAGGUGUAGGAAAAUGAGCAAAAAAUCCUCUGAGCAAACAUUCCUCAAUAGCUUUAUUUCACCAAAUUUUUCCUUUUACAGGGAGACAUAAGUCAUCAAAAAAAUCACCAGAAUAAAUUUACGUAAAUAUUUAUGAAGUUAAUUGAUAUUUGGAAUUGUUGGGGGGAUCAUAAAUAGCCAAGCUGAGAUAGGAUAGCAGGGUUGUAAUUAGGAGAUGUAAUUGGUGCAUGAUCUGAACUAAGUAGGCAGCUUAAUUUAAUUAUUCUUGCAUUGUGAGGUUAAUUUCAAAUGUUUCCGGGGGCAUGCUUUCCUGGAGAAAUAUGAAAUUUGAAACUGUCCGAGAUGUGAUUUCCAGUGUUCUCAAAGCUACAUCUUUGAGUAACUUUUUCUUAGCUUGACAGAAUCACUUCACACAAGUUUGUUUUCUAUCUUUAGCCACAUAUUUACAGAGUACCCGUCGCAAAAUUGUGUGAGAGCCAGAGCCUACCAGCUCUGAAUGAAAACCUUAAGACGGCUAUACUAAUAUGUUUACCAUUAGCCACUUGGUAGAGUGAAAAGGUGUUGCUAUUAUGAGGGUUACGUCAAAGAAAGAGGGAAAGAGGGGGGGGGACUUUUGUCAAGGGAGGAGGGGAUGGGAGGCUUAUGUCAAGGAAAGAAGGGAAGGGGGGAUGGGAGGCUUAUGUCAAGGGAAGAAGGGAAGGAGAGAUGGGAGGCUUAUGUCAAGGGAAGAAGGGAAGGGGGGAUGGGAGGCUUGUGUUAAGGGAAGAAGGGAAGGGGGGAUGGGAGGCUUGUGUCAAGGGAAGAAGGGAAGGGGGGAUGGGAGGCUUAUGUCAAGGGAAGAAGGGAAGGGGGAAUGGGAGGCUUAUGUCAAGGGAAGAAGGGAAGGGGGGAUGGGAGGCUUAUGUCAAGGGAAGAAGGGAAGGGGGGAUGGGAGGCUUAUGUCAAGGGAAGAAGUGAAGAGAGGGGUGAAAGGACUGGCCCUUCCAUUUUCAAGCAAAUGAUGUGAACUGUAGGUCUUUUAGGGGAACAUGGCCGUGGACCCCCACAGCAAGUCUUUUUUAGACUUUCCCCCCCCCGUCAAAGGUUUUUUUCAAUUUUUCCGUAACAGUAGACAUUGCUCUAUAGCUGAGUGAAGGAGUAAGUCACUAAAGAAACUAUGAUGCUGCGUCGGUGAGAGGGUAUAACAAGAUAAUUUAGUUGUAUCAACUGAGUUGAUAAUGUAAAUUGGCCACCAUGAAGAGUAUCUAAGAAACUCACAGGUAAUAGUCGGUGAAGCUUUUUCGUAAAGUCAACUUUGUAUAUUAAAUACACUAUUUCAGAUCAGCACGAUGUAAGAAGCCUUUUGGAGUUGUCCCGAGAAUACCAGAUAAGUAAACUAACUUCUCGCUGCGAGGAGCGUCUCUUACAGAAACAAAGCUCGGUUGAGCUGGUGAUCCUGGCGCAGGAAUUCUCGCUGAAGCGGCUGCUUGAAAAAUGCUUGGCCUCCCUCGCAAGAAUGAACUUUCAAGAGCUCAAGAACUGUCCAAAUUUCGACAACAUAGAAGCGGAGAAUCUAGUGUGCCUCUUAAAUAAUCAUCUUCGCUGGCUUAAGGAACAGCAUGCCCGUGAAAUUAGGCAACUGAGGGAACAGUUUUUGAAAGAGAAAGGCCGAGCCCUGGAGAUCGCUAACGAGCUGAACAGUUGUUGGGGAUAUAACAAACUGCCAAUCAGAGGUUGCGCAUGCGCAUCGUAUACCAAGUCAUGUGACAACUGUUGCACAGUCUUAGAAAAAUUUGUCAAGACAAAAUGCGGCGAACUUAUCGAGGCAUUGCAACAGAACGUGUAGAUUGAGGACGUUAUUGUAGAACUCGAAGCUUUUUUUGGCUUUGAUAACGGCUCUCUCUUCAUACGGGACAACUGGAUGUAACAGGGGCUCGAAGGAUAUCAUCUAUAGGUGGGCCUGGAGAAACGAAUUUUGAAGAGAAGAGGCCCUAUGGCAGAUGAGAUUGUGGUUUAUUCUGAUACAAGGCCGAAGGGAGGUCCGGAGGCAUCCUUCCGCGCAAAAUUUAAAAAUUUAAACACGCUUCUGUGCUAUUUGGUUCAUUUCGGAUCGCAUUUCAUGGAAAAGUUUUUCGCCGCUUUCAAGGAAUCUCAAAGCCGCCACUAGGCAUGUCGGUGACAGAGCAUUUGUUGUCCUCGUCCUUUUUGCUAAAAAAGUGUCAUAAGUGUAGGGGGUG
Messenger RNA from Pocillopora meandrina, 5440 nucleotides. The record is from the annotation of a GenBank genome assembly. NCBI's taxonomy places the organism in Eukaryota, Metazoa, Cnidaria, Anthozoa, Scleractinia, Pocilloporidae.